UAUCACACUUGUACCCGUUUCCGUUCGCAAUGUUCGUAGUACACUUGCAACCUAUACACACACGUUGGUAAAUUGAUGCAUGACACAAAUCAUGCAGCAUAGCCUGCACCUGGAGCUUGGGUGUCUCGGAUUAGAACUAAGGAUACUGAAUGCUAGCUCUGUAUAUAUGGUCUAACACUAACUUAACGAUUAUUUUUGAAGAAAGAACGUCAAGAACGCAUAUCAAUACUAGUUAUUUACCGAAAAACCAGGUACGGGGCAGACGACAACAGCGUGCUUUGGUUACUAAGCUGUGUAUAGGCGUUUAAACUUUGGCACUUAGCGUCAGUCGUCAUCAUUUCAAUAUGAAGCUUGUCGACAACGUUGUCCGUAGCUUUAAAGUGGCGAAGAUUUUCCGAGAGAAUUCGGACCGUAUUAACAGUAUUGACUUUUCGACAACCGGUGACACGCUUAUUUCGUGCUCUGAAGAUGAUCAGAUUGUUAUUUACGAUUGCGAAAAAGGUACGCAGAUGCGCACUGUCAACUCAAAGAAGUACGGCGUAGAUCUUAUUCACUUCACUCAUGCAAAGAAUACGGCGAUUCAUAGUAGUACCAAGGUCGACGACACAAUUCGCUAUCUCAGCCUCCAUGACAACAAAUACAUUCGGUACUUUCCUGGUCAUACCAAAAAGGUAGUCUCCUUAUGCAUAAGCCCUAUCGAGGAUACUUUCCUGUCAGGCUCGCUUGACAAAUCACUUCGGCUAUGGGACUUGCGCUCGCCUAAUUGUCAUGGUGUUAUGAACGUCUCUGGUCGUCCUGUAGCCGCUUAUGAUCCUGAGGGCCUUAUAUUUGCUGCAGGUGUCAAUUCCGAGUCGAUUAAGCUUUAUGACUUACGCAGUUUUGACAAGGGCCCUUUUACUAACUUCAAGCUUGCCCACGAAAAAGAGUGUGACUGGACAGGCCUUAAAUUUAGCCGUGAUGGUAAGACCAUCUUAAUAUCAACCAAUGGUAGUGUUAUUCGCCUUAUCGAUGCCUUUCAUGGCACACCCUUGCAAACAUUUACGGGGCACCUCAACAAUAAGGGCAUUCCUAUUGAAGCUAGUUUUAGCCCAGACUCGCAAUUUGUGUUCAGUGGCUCAACUGAUGGUAGAGUACACGUGUGGAAUGCUGACACUGGCUACAAGGUUUGCAUCCUUAAUGGUGAUCAUCCUGCUCCAGUGCAGUGUGUACAAUUUAACCCCAAAUACAUGAUGCUAGCCUCAGCUUGUACAAACAUGGCCUUUUGGUUACCUACUGUGGACGACAUGGCAUAACUCGACUUCCGCAAGAACUAAGUUUUCUAUUAAAAUACCAUUCGUAGCGGCAGUUAUAUGAAGCUGAAACUAGCAGACAAAUUUCAGCAGCCAUACCGUCGAAUAACAACUUAUACCGGGAGUAUCCUUAAA
Copidosoma floridanum is the source of this 1424-nucleotide messenger RNA. RefSeq names its product WD repeat domain 82 (gene Wdr82). Gene Ontology annotation, cellular component: Set1C/COMPASS complex. NCBI's taxonomy places the organism in Eukaryota, Metazoa, Arthropoda, Insecta, Hymenoptera, Encyrtidae. The record is from RefSeq and is a predicted model, not a curated record. Gene Ontology annotation, molecular function: chromatin binding; protein binding.